This is a messenger RNA of Drosophila gunungcola (fruit fly), 6294 nucleotides long. It is a transcript of the gene Ack-like, whose product is annotated as activated Cdc42 kinase-like. The record is from RefSeq and is a predicted model, not a curated record. Gene Ontology annotation, molecular function: ATP binding; protein tyrosine kinase activity; protein binding. Lineage: Eukaryota; Metazoa; Arthropoda; Insecta; Diptera; Drosophilidae. The transcript has 7 exons. Gene Ontology annotation, biological process: protein phosphorylation. Bases 97 to 4575 code for a protein of 1492 amino acids.
ACACUGGCCCUUGGUAAUUCAGCCAACUCCGCGAAACGGUCAUACCAAUUGCAGCAAAAAAACAAAAAACAAUGCAGACGCGCACGCGAGAGUAAAAUGGAGUAUCCACAAAUUGAUUUAUACGAAUUCCUCACUGAGUCCGAACUGCAGCAGUACUACAAUGCCGUCAAAAACGAAUUGAAAAUAACGAACGCGGCCCAGUUCAAGUAUGCGGCGGACGAGGAUUUGCGUUUCAUUGGGCUCUCGCGCCCGGAAAUCCGGCGGCUGCGAAAGUUCUACGAGAAGCACUUCCCCCACAGCUACCUCAGCAAGAUCAAGCGUCUGCUGCAGGCGCCCGGCACGAUGGUGAAGCGGGAGGAGGGGCCCGGCGGCGGCGGCAGCGGCGGAGGUCAGAUGGCGCUCGACGGCACUGGGGCCUCCUCCUGUUCCUCGCUGGCGGCCAAGAACGGGGCCAGUUCGCCGGGCAAGGUGCCCAACAACAAGCACAUCAUUCCGGCGGACUCCAUUAGUGUGAACAAGCAGCUGGGCACCGGCGAGUUCGGAAUCGUGCAGCAGGGCGUCUGGUCCAAUGGCAGCGAGCGGAUCCAAGUGGCCAUCAAAUGCCUGUGCCGGGAGCGCAUGCAGUCGAAUCCCAUGGAGUUCCUCAAGGAGGCGGCCAUCAUGCAUUCCAUCGAGCACGAGAACAUCGUGCGGCUGUACGGCGUCGUCCUGGCCACAGACUCGCUCAUGCUGGUCACCGAGCUGGCCCAUCUGCGCUCCCUACUGGAGUGCCUCAAGGAUUCGGGACUGCGCGUCAGCUUCCUCACCAUCCCCACGCUCUGUGAGUUCGCCCUGCAGAUCUGCAAUGGCAUGCGGUACCUCGAGCAGAAGCGCCUCAUCCACAGAGACCUGGCGGCACGCAAUAUCCUAGUGUUCAGCAAGGACAAGGUCAAGAUCUCCGACUUCGGACUGUCGCGUGCGCUGGGCGUGGGCAAGGACUACUACAAGACCAACUUCAAUGUGAACCUAAAGCUGCCGAUCGCAUGGUGUGCGCCCGAGUGCAUCAACUAUCUGCGCUUCACCAACGCCUCCGAUGUGUGGGCCUUUGGGGUCUGCCUCUGGGAAAUGUUCUCGUACGGCUUCCAGCCCUGGGCGGCACUCACUGGCCUGCAGAUCCUCGAGGCCAUCGACUCGCCCAACUACCAGCGACUGGAGCAGCCCGACUGCUGUCCCAGCGAGUACUACACACUGAUGAUGAAGUGCUGGCAGGAUGAUGCUGCCAAGCGACCCCGUUUCGGUGAGAUCUACGACCAGCUGCCCGAUAUGAAGCCGGAGCAACUCAAGGCGGUGGUGAAUUGUGCCGAGCCCAAGAAGGACCAUCUGCUGUAUCGCCAGGGCGACAUUAUCACUGUUCUCGACCGCAACACGGGCACGCCCUUCUGGAAGGGAGUGCUGAGCACCGGGAAGACGGGCUACUUCAACCCCUCCAACACUGUGGCCUUCCUCGAGGGCCUGCCCAGCUCAAACCGCGAUUGCUUCAGCCGGGUGAGCGACCACCGGAUCAGCAAGCGCAAACUGCGCACUGAGAUGAUUUCGAAGCCACAGAACGACUUUAAGCACACCGGCCAUGUCGGCAUUGAUGGAGCCACCUUUGGCGACAUAGCCUUUCUGGGAAGUUCGCAGAAUUACAAUCACGUGCCCAAGCAAAUAGUGACGCCCUACAAACCCUCGGAGGACAUUGAGCAAACGCCGCUCCUACUGCCGCCCACUCCCACGAGUCCGGAUUCGCUGCAGACAGCCAGUGGAUACUUCCCAGAGGGAGCCAGCAGAGGAGGCGCCAUGGGCACCUCCAUGAACCCCACAUUCAUUCCAUCUGCCGAGCACACGCCCAAGCUGAUAGCCACUAACGGCCAGAGUUCAUUCGACUUCGCCAGCGGGUCCACCAACCCGUUUUUUCUCAACCGAGGCGAUGAUGAGCUGGAGUUUGGCAUGCAGAACAACAACUACGGCGUCGAUGGCAAGAGUGUCCAUUCGGGUGAGGCCAGCUGGCGCCCCAGUUCCCGAAGCAUUGUCGACGAUCCGCACGAGUAUCACGAGAUAUCCGAUGACGAGAUGACGGCCGAUAAGCUGGACUUUGGGCCAUCCCUGCUGGACGAGAUCAACUCGAUGUUUGGAUCGAUUAGCGGGGCAUCGGGCAACCAGCCCAAAUCGCCGGGCUUUGAUCAUGUGAACAGCAAGAACGAGUUUGCCGAAAUGUCUGCCAAACUGGGCCAAAAGAGUGGCGACACCAAUGGCAACAAGCAUGGCCAUGGACUGCUGCCAACGCUCUCGAAAAAGAAAUCGUCGGGCACUGUGAAACCGAUUUCUGUAAAAGACGAGAGGAUUCUGAACCAUGCCAUCGAUAUGGCCAACGAGAUUAGUGCCAGGUCAAUGAUUGAUCUGGUCUCUGAUCAGACACCCGCCAUCCACAGUCCGAAGCGCAAGUUCAGCUUCAGGUUUCCGCAUUUAAGUAACAAUGGUGGCGGUGACAAGGCUGGCGGGAUAGGAGGAGCCAGCGGCUCCGCCCACACUCCCACCCACGGCAACGCCUCGCCCUUUUCCAAGAAGAAAAACUUCACCGAGGAGCUGCAGAGCAUUCCGGACAUACAGCGUUUCCGCUCGCUGAGCGAGAUCAAGAACAGCACCGAUCUGCGCGUGCCCAUCUUCGACAAGGAGAGCUCCGACUUUCUGUUCCAGAAGUCGCGAGAGAUCCUCAGCAGGCCGUUGAAUCUGGAGCGUGAGCGGGCGGCGGAUCAGCCUCCCAAGAGCAUCGACGACAACAUCAUGGACAUUGAGAACACACUGAAGGCGCUCAAUCUGGACUUCAUGCACACGUACACGGAGCUGGACAAAAGCGACUCCAACGACACCAUACUGAACGACCAGCUGCCGCAGCUGGUGAGUUUGGACGAUGGGAUCAGCAGUGCCACCGGCAGCCUCAAGUCGGCGGUCUACAGCUACAGCAACGGCGUGCAGACCAUGUUCGACUUCAAUGCGGCCACCAGUCAUCUGGACAAGCAUCUGCAGUACAUGCACAACCAGGCGCAGCUGAACGCCGCCGCUCCCGUGGAUCCCAAGCCCAUGGAGGACAAGCGCUCCAGCACUCCGGACACGGGCUUCGCCUCGCGGGACACCAACAUCUCGCUGUCGCGCCGCAGCAGCCAGAAGUCCAGUUACAGUCCCCAGGAGAGCUUUCACUUCCCGCUGAAGUCCGAGGCGCUGUUCAGCGCCCCGCCAGUGGUCAUGUCGGGUGGCUAUGCCGGCCUCAAAGAGGCGGAGCUCGGCUACGAGCGCUUCGGCAACGGGGCGACCAAGCAGAUGCUUGCCAGCGCCUCGCCCAUCAAGUCUGGAGCUGGAUUGAAUGCCAGCAGUGGCUCCGUUUACAUGGGCUCAAAGGGAUACCGCCAGCGUUCCACUUCCUUCAACGAGAGCUUCAAUCCCAUAUCGCCGGUGCUAUCGGAGCAGCCACAGCGGGAGCGGGGCGUCAUCCAGCGGCAGGUAAGGCUGGAGCAUCAGCCACCUCUGCCACGCCGCUCCGCCUCGUACAAGCCGCGCUCCAUCAGAGCCCGCACCCUGCGGCGGCUGAGCUACAAUCCCAUGACCCUGGACUCGAGUUCAUCCAGCGGCGAAGAGGCCGCCAAGCCCAGUCUGGCCCGCUCCGAGUGCGACAUCCGGACCAGAGUGGCGGCCAGCUCGAACUCCUCGUUGGGCAGGCGCCGUCGGGCGGGCAUGAAUCGCCAGGUGCAGUCCGCCUGCCAUGACGAACGGGAGGCCAUUAUCUCGCCCCGUCAGAUCUACGGCUCCAAUUCGAGCAUCAAAUCGGCACCGCACUACAACUUCGGAGGCCAGCGACGCAGUUUCCAUCGCGGCGGAACUAGCAUGAUGGGCGCCGGCUACGAGCAGUUCCAGUACGACGAGCGCAUUUACGACUUUGGUGGCCGUGGUCCGGGCAACAACUACAACAUGGCACAUGCCAGCUACUUGAGUUCGUGCCAAAAGGCCAGUUAUCUCUUGAACGGAACCGAAUUGCCCGGUUCCGGGUCGGGAUCCUCUUCGGCUGCCUCGUCGGCCGUGCAGGCCACCUACAGGACGGCAGGGGGGGCGACCACACAGCGACCAAUGAGCGGCGGGGCGGCCCUCCAUGAGUUCGACAUCAGUCGGCUCACGGGCAAGAGUCCCACGUCCACCAAUUUCGUGGGAAGUUCGCCGGAGGAGUUAAAGCAGCGCCAGCUUUCGGUGGGCUCCCUGCUGGCGCCCAGUAACAAGGUGACAAAACCGCAGCGACCCACGGAGUUCCACUGGCCGGAGAAGAUACAUGCAUCGGCGGUGAAGCAGCACGAGAUGCACUGGCGGCAGAUGCAACAGCAGCAGCACCAGCAGCAACUGUCCACAGCAACGAUUAUCAGUGGAGCGGGAGUGGCGGCAGUGGCAGGAGCAGUGACCAGCACCAGGCGAUCCAGUGAUAGCUCCUCCUCGUCCAGCACCGAGAGCGGAGAUGAGUUCCAGUUCCGGCGCGAGUUCGUGGCUCCACGAAUUCCGCCCAGUCCGGCUCCAUAACUAAGGAAAAUGCUGAAAUACGUACUCAAUUUACUGUUCGGCAAUGUGUUGUCCGAUUAGAGGCGUGAGGCAGAUGGGAAUCCGGAUCCGGAUUUGGAUCCAGAUCCGUAUCCGGGUAGCAAUGGCUUGGGCGGUGUUGUGUUUGUGCUACUGUCUGUGUGUGUGUGAGGAAGCGAGAAACGAGAUACGAGCGGUGUGUGCUGGCGUCGAAGAGUAAAUUGAAGAUGUAUUUACAGCGAAUAGAUUAUAUAUUUUUUGGAUUUGAAUUUUUUGAAGCGAGAUGAGAGUGUGCCUUAUAGGAAAACACCGAAGACCUCUCAGAACAGAUAAUAAUGAUGUGCAGAUCAGCUGCACAGCUUCCAAAUCAUUGCAUCAUUCUAUCAUUGCAUCAUACCAUCAACCGCUUAUCUUCAUCAGCUCAAUUAUGCAUUCCCCUUUCUUAUUCGGUUAAAUUUGGCGAAAUAGGUGUACAUUUUUUGAAAACUUUUUUUUUUUUCAGUAAUUCAGAGUUCUGAAUUCAGUUUAAACUCCCUUAUUUCGUUAAAUUUAAACCAAAUUGGAAAGGGGAAUGCCAUUUCCAUCUCCCUAGCAACAAGAAAUACUCUAUUCAGUAGCCUAAAGUCAAUAUACAAAACGUUUCUUCAACUUUUCACUACAACAAACAUAUAUAAUACAAAGAUAAUGGCUUCCAAAUGGAAUAGAAAAUGUUCAAUAAAUUUUUUGUAAUACAAAACCGAACAAGAGCUUGGUGGUCGAAAACAGUAUUUCAAGGCACACGACAAACACUCACACUUUUUGAGGGGACUCCAACUAGACAGGGUAUUACCCAUUGCCAGUCGGUAAUUAUAAGUCACACACAGACACAGACAAAGGGAAACAACCAGAAAGACAGACAGACAGACAGACAGACAGAGAGACAGACAGACAGCACACAAAACUGUUGACAAUCCGCAGAACUUGUCCACAUCAAAAGACAUUCGUCGGAGCAAGAAUCCCGUACGGAUUAUGUGCCAUAUCCUGACGCUUGCAUUUUUUAUGAAACCAAAGCUAAAACUAAACCAAAACCAAAACCAAACGAGUUAAAUGAUACCAAAACCAAGAGAAGCAUUUAAGCUAACUUCAACUAGAGUGUCGAACCCUUAAGUAUCUGUAAGAUUGGAGAUUGAGGUGUCAAGUAUUGGCCUACCUAACCCACUAAGCAAAACGAAAACGAAAGCAAAACUAAAUUGAACUCCAACUUGAAUUGCCGACGAACAUUUUUGAUAACCUCACUAAGAAUAUAUAUUAUAUGGAUUAUACUUACUAAAAGAUUUUCGCAUUCUAUGCAUUUAUGGAUAAACUCAAAUUGAAAAUAUGAUAUACAGAUUAUAUAUACACCCACUUAAAUCUAAAUCAACCUAAUUAUAUGUAUACAAGUAUAAAGGCGUAUGCGGUAAUGUAAGCAUUACGGAACAUGAUAUUCUAAACUAAGCGUUUGAAGCGUUUCACCCCGAGAGAAAAUUAACAUUAAACUAAAUGAAAACCAAAAUUUACUCAAGUAUUAUACAAGAAACCCCAAAUGAACUAAACAAAAUUCAACUAAGCAACAACUAUUUAAAGAGGAGAGACGAAGAGUUUGCAUUCUAAGAACCAAACACGUUAAUUGGUAAUCAAAAACAAUGAAAAUGUUGUGCAUACUUAAAGGGAUUUAAUAAAGAAAAAACUAAUUCUGAAUUUAAA